AAUAAAAGUAGUUCUCAAUUUACGGUUCUACCCCUGGAAACCCUAGAAGACGUCCAACCCCGCUGCGCCGCUCCUCUUAUACAUGCUUCUAUCUCUCUUAUCUCUCACAAAAUCCCGCGAAAAUUUUCUGUCUUGCUGGGAAAUCCCAGAAAAUGGGGGAAAGAGGAGAAAAAGAGCCGAUAUUCAGGGACGUAAGGCGUUACUUCUGUGAUUACUGUGGACUUUGCAGGUCCAAGAAGGCUCUUAUUAGGGCACACAUGCUCUCCCAUCACAAGGAGGAGAUGGAAGGGCAAAAAGUUCAUAACAAUGAGGAAAAGGAGGGAGAGAAGUCCAAUGCGUGUGGAGAAUGUGGUGCAAGUUUCAAAAAACCAGCUUACUUGAAGCAACACAUGCAAAGUCAUUCUCUUGAGAGGCCAUUUACUUGUCCAGUAGAUGACUGCCAGUCUAGCUAUAGAAGAAAAGACCACUUGACCCGCCACCUUCUUCAGCACCAAGGGAAACUCUUCACAUGCCCUGUUGAGAAUUGCAAACGUAGAUUUGCUUUCCAAGGCAACAUGAAAAGGCACAUUAAGGAAUUUCAUGAUGAGGAGUCUCCCCCUAAUGAUGUUGGUUCCAAACAAUAUGUAUGCCCUGAACUUGGGUGUGGAAAGGUGUUCAAAUUUGCUUCAAAGUUGCAGAAGCAUGAGGAUUCUCAUGCUAAGCUGGACUCAGUGGAGGCAGUCUGUUUAGAACCAGGAUGUUUGAAACACUUCACUAAUGAACAAUGCCUCAAGGCUCAUCUCCAAUCCUGCCACCAACACAUUAUCUGUGAGAUAUGUGGCACCAAGCAGCUGAAGAAGAACAUCAAGAGGCACCUCAGGACACAUGAGUCAGUAUGUUCCUCUGAGAGAGUCAAAUGUCACUUUAAGGGUUGUCUUCACACGUUUUCAACUAAAUCAAAUCUUGAUCAACAUGUGAAGGCUGUGCAUCUUAAGCUCAGACCAUUUGUCUGUGGUAUUCCGGGUUGUGGCAUGAGAUUCCCAUUCAAGCAUGUGAGAGAUAACCACGAGAAAACUGGAUGCCACGUUUAUACCCAUGGGGAUUUUGAGGAGUUGGAUGAGCAAUUCAGGCUGAGGCCAAGGGGUGGCAGGAAGAGGAAGUCCCCACCUAUAGAAGCACUGCUGCGGAAGAGGGUGACUCCACCAAGUCAAUCAGAUUCUAUUUUGUGUCAAGGGCCUGAGUACCUUUCUUGGCUACUCUCAGAUGCUGAGGAUCAGCAGUGAGAGAGAUUCACACAAUUACCUUUACCGGUUUAGUAUGUUAGGUUAUAGAAGUGAAGCAAAAGAAAUGUAUGCAAUCCUCUUAUAAGCCAUUGUUUAUAUUCACAUUUUGGUCAGUCAGUUCAUGUUCGAUUAACAUAGAUAUCUGAGGGACACUCCUACCACGAGAUGCUUGGGACCCAAAUUUUGUCAUUAUGUAAAUUGUUAGAAUGGUAGAAACAAGAAAGCGGAUAAUGGUGAUACGCUUAAACAAAAA
Molecule: messenger RNA, 1515 nt
Organism: Vitis riparia (riverbank grape)
Lineage: Eukaryota; Viridiplantae; Streptophyta; Magnoliopsida; Vitales; Vitaceae
Product: transcription factor IIIA
Exons: 6
Coding region: 153-1262 (369 amino acids)
Biological process (GO): regulation of transcription by RNA polymerase II
Cellular component (GO): nucleus
Source: RefSeq, a predicted model, not a curated record